GGGCUCGGGCUGGUUGGUCGGGACUCCUGACAAGUCCCGCAGAAAAACUUCAGAGGGGCAAAGUCCAGCGCGAGUGUGAGGGAGACGGGGUGGAAGUUAACGUGUGAGAGCGUGCUGGCCACAAAAUCACAUGCCAAUUUAAAGAAAUGCUGCAAAGAUGGCGGUGGUAAUAGCGACGGGAGUUUCAGGUGCCUCCGGAGUGCAAAAAAGUGGCUUUGUGGAGGUUUUGGUGCGGGAGCGGUGGCACAAAGUUUUGGCCAACUUGAACGAGGAAGCGCUGACGUUAAGCUGCGAGGAGAGCGGCGUUAACGACGACGCCAGCGACUGUGUCAACUCGAACGGCGUUACCAACGGAUCUUACCUUGAUAACAACAACACCAACUCCAACAACGGCCCCCAAACUGUGCGCACCGCCUUCACGGACCUCCCGGAGCGGGUGCCCGAAGCGAUCGCCAACAGAAAGCGGUGCGUCAAGGUGACCAAGCAGGAGAUCGGGGGACUUGGGAUCAGCAUCAAAGGUGGGAAGGAGAACAAAAUGCCCAUCCUCAUCAGUAAGAUAUUCAAGGGGCUCGCGGCGGACCAGACCCAGGCUCUGUACGUCGGGGACGCCAUCCUGUCCGUGAACGGCAUGAACCUGCGCGACGCGACCCACGACGAGGCUGUGCAGGCGCUGAAACGGGCCGGGAAAGAGGUGACACUGGAAGUGAAGUACAUGCGCGAGGCCACGCCGUAUGUCAAAAAGGGCUCCCCUGUGUCAGAGAUCGGCUGGGAAACCCCGCCUCCGGAGUCUCCCCGCCUUGGCAGCCCUCCCAUCACCUCGUUAUCUGACCCUCCGAGCCCUCCUACCCAGCCGUCCCUGUCUCUGCAGGGCGACAGGAGGUGCAUACCGCUGAAGAUGUGUUAUGUAACCCGAGCCAUGACCACACCAGACCCUGAGAACAGACAACUGGAGCUGCACUCCCCGGACGCCAGGCACACCGUGGUGCUGCGGUGCCCAGACCAACCAUCUGCCCUGUCGUGGUUCUCUUCCAUGCACUCUGUCACAUCCACACUGGCACAGCGGGCGCUGGCUGAGGUCAUCCAGAACACAGCCAGGACGGGGGUUGCUGGCAGCAAAGAGAUACGACACCUGGGAUGGCUGGCAGGGAAGACAGAGAGUGAGAAGCAGAGCUGGAAGCCGGUGCUGGUGGUGGUGACAGAGAAAGACCUGCUGCUGUUUGACAGUCUACCACGAGGCAAGGAGGCCUGGCAGAACCCUGCACACACUUAUCCACUUUUAGCAACACGUCUGGUACACUCUGGCCCCGACCGGGGUUCGCCUCACUCCGGCACAGAGCUGUUCUUCGCCACUCGGACCGGCACGAGACUCGGCAUCGAGACUCACCUGUUCCGGGCUGAGACCACCAAAGAUCUGUCCCUGUGGACCAGACACAUAGUCAACGGAUGUCACGCCUCAACUGAGAUGAUCAGAGAAGUCUCUACGAGUUGUCUAUACCAGGGCCAGGAGUGCCGGCUGGUGAUCCACUAUGAGCAGGGCUUCUCUGUGCUGGCUGACCCCACACUGGGAGACAGGGAGGAGGUGGAGGAGAGAGGAGCUCACACGCCCACCAGGCCCCGGGUGCUCCUCUCCUACCCUUAUGAAAAGCUAAAGAUGUCCUCGGAUGACGGGGUCCGCAUGCUCUUCCUCGACUUUGGAGGGAAGGAGGGGGAGAUUCAACUGGACCUCCACUCAUGUCCGAAACCGAUCGUCUUCAUCCUACACUCCUUCCUCUCUGCAAAGAUCUCCCGCCUGGGUCUGGUGGCCUGACCUCUCUAAAGGGACACUUCAUCUCCUUUGAAAACAGAAAUCCACCUUGUUUUUCCACCUCUCUGCAGCCCGCAUGCAGUACAUCCUGUCAAACUCCCUCAGCCGGGGACCCAAGCUGAGUGAAUGUAGCCUCUUUCUGGAAAUUAACCUUUUUUGACUCUCUGGAUCCACAUUAAAGAAACACUGGAGAAACCAUUCCAGAUUGGUUUUGCCUUGAGUGAAAUGGACAGAUUUCUUUGGGAUAACCCCCCCCCCCCAAAUUAAGGGCUGCAUGGACUGAAGUGUUGACUGAAGAACCACAGAAAAAAACAUGGACUGGACUAAAAACAGAGGGAUGAUGUGUACGGACAGAGGGACACAUUUAAAGGAGCAGUUUGGGCAUUACUGUCACGUCCAUGAUUGGAAGGACUGGACAUGUGCAGCAGGGUUGAGAUCAGUUCACUUUUAAUCCAAUCAAAAUGCAAUGGCAAACUGCCAUCCAUUUACCAAUUAUAUAAUUUAUUCACCAUUAGUUCUGAAAGGACAUUCUGAAUUUCACUUGGUCAUUUUUCUUCACCAGACACUUGACACUGUGGAACAACUUUAUGCAUUUGUCUUUGUUAGCGAUCCCUGAAAUGUCUUGUUAGCUGUGUUAGCAUUGAUCAUUGAAACUGAGAGGCACAGUCGCCCGCUCAGUUUCCCACAGUGUGACAGCUGACUCAAAUUCAAAAUGUCACAGCAUUCUUUUAGGGUUCUCGGUUGCAUGUGGUGAUCAUCUGUGUUUGACUGAUCUGACAGUAAUCUGUUCAGUCAGUUCUAACAUCUUCAAAUAUAAGGAAAGGAUUGGCUUCAAUUAACAGGAAUUAUAAUUUACUCAAGCUUUCAGAGUUUUUUCAAUCAUAUUUAAAUUCCAUGUACUAUUAAUCAGCCAAAAACAGGAGAAACUCACCUCCAACUUGUGAAAAAGUAAAAUACUCUGGGGAUGCAGAAGGCAUUCACUGUUGUGUUUCUGAUACAUACAACUUCAGUUUCCACAGAAUUAUUACAGAAUGACAGUAUUAAAUAUGCAUGGAGGUUUAUGACAAGGAUAAAGAUGCAUAUGAUUAAUAUUUCCUAAAUAGGACUCUAAUCAAAAAAUAUAUUCAUAUUCACAGUACUUUGGUUUUGAGAUUUUGACAAUGUAAUUUUAAGGAAUAGUUUGAUCUCAUAAGGAAGAGUGCUUUUUUUGCAGAGAGUUAGGCUGGAUAUUUUGCUUGCUUUUUAGCCAUAUGUUCACAUAGACAACUGGCUGCGUCAUGAACAAAAUUGUACUUACUGUACGACAUGUGUUAUUGGAGGAUACCACUAGAGGGCACACCAGAGACCUCAGCCCACAUUCAGCUUCCAGAUUUGCAUGAUCUAAACACUAAACACAGCAACACUGCUGCGAUCUCAGGAUUUUGUUAAUUCUGAGAUCACAGCAGAAACGUCGGCAGCCGCGCCAUCGCAGGUGUUAUGUAAGACCCCCGCUACACUGUGACAAUGGCAAGUGUGUUUCUCUCGUUAUGCCAGCCCUAGAAACCGGCUCCACCAGUAUUUCUGAAUGUCGCCACACGACACACACAGUGACUCAGUCAGUUCAGCAGAGUUUCUUGCUUUCAUCCUCCACUUUCUAGCGACAGGCAUCUGCUGCCAUCCCCCUACAGCCCCUACACUGCCCCUGCUGUUAACGUGUGUAUUGCAUCUUGCAUACACGUAGCAUUAAUUCCUGAGGAAGUGCACAAGCAAUGCUCCAAACACAUGCAGGACAUGCAAGGCAGCCAUCGUAUGCAUGCAAACGUAUGUUAAAGCAAGCAAAUCUCUGGUAUAUCUGUGUCUGUGACAUGUGUAAAAAAAACUAAAAAGUCAAGCCAGCAGCCAGUUAGCUUAGCUUUGCUUAAUUGCUGCCUCUGUCCAGAGGUGACAAAAGCCACCUGCAGGCACCUGUAGAGCUCAAUAAUUAGCACGUUCUAUCUCAUUUGUUUAAUUUGUACUGUGCUAAUAGGCAGUUAGCCAGAAUAGCUUGAUGCAGAUAAACACAUACAUCUGAAAGUAAGCAUGUGAUAAUGUUUUGAAACACUUUUUAAACAGCUGCUUUAGCUAAGUUAGCGUAAAGACUCAUCAAACCUUUGCAAGAAGUAGUCUGGCACACAACCUCCAGUAAAAAUGCGACAUUUCUGCACUUUAGUUUUUGUAAAGGGCGUUUUAGAGCUUCUGGUAGGUGGAUUUUGUUACCAUUGGACAGAGCCAGGUUAGCAGUUACCCUGUUUCCAGUGUUUAUGCUAAGCUAACCAGCUACAGGCUACAGCCUCAUAUUUAACAGACAGAUAUUUAGUCGUAUCGAUUUGUGAAUCUAACUCUCAGCAAAUAAGUGCAUUUCCUGAAACGUUGAACUAUUCCUCUGAAGGUCUCCAAUCGGAUCAGACAUGACGACGCUGUUCGUUCGCUUCUUUAUUUCAGGACGAACAGUGAACUGUUCAAGAUCAUAAGGCCGAUUUAUCGACUGAAAUCAUUCAACGCUCUCUGAAGAACUGAUCGUGUUUGCCUGAGCAGCUGAACUACUCUCAUGUUCUACCCCAUUAAACAAACAUCCGCCAUGAGUACUUCUGAUAUUCACAUAAAACCAAAACUGAGUCAAAAGGUGCCACGGUCGCCCCUUCAAGUAUUAUCUGUCAUUCAUUAUAGCGAGGUAGCCAUCAUAGGAGUCUUAGAUCCCGCUGCGGUCCUGCAGUAGCCAGUGCAGGUCAUCAUCUUUCUGGAUGUUUUGCAGCAGAUCAGAUCUCUAUCCAGCACCGUCUCUGACGUGGUCGGCUGCCAGGUCCUUUCCUCGUGCCUUCAGAUGACUGAGAAGAAAACAUUUGGAUUUUGAGAGAAAUCGUAGAGACCAAACGGAUGAGUGUGGAGCAACAAUGUGACUUCUAUGACGGCUACUUUACUUUCGGUUAUGAGCACAGAAAUGUUGUGAUUGCUCUCUUCUUUAUAUCAAACACAGACACACACACACAUUUCCAGUGACCACUUACACACACACACAUACACACUGAGCAAUGAUUUACACACUGUAAUCCCACCACUCUCUAGAAGACAUAUCACCUGUUUUGUUGAUACUAAAUGAUAGUGGAGGUAUUGUAACACUUGUUCAGACAAGAAUCCAGCACUUACUGAUAACCUCAAGUGGAGUGAAGCAAAGGCUGCUUUGAUAUGCAGAAUACUCUGAUGCCUUCGGCAGCUACUGUACUGUCACUCAGAAUGAUGAAGCUUAGUUUUUAACCCAAACAGUGCACAUAAAAUCAUGUAUUUA
Molecule: messenger RNA, 5105 nt
Organism: Chelmon rostratus (copperband butterflyfish)
Lineage: Eukaryota; Metazoa; Chordata; Actinopteri; Chaetodontiformes; Chaetodontidae
Gene: sntb1
Product: syntrophin, basic 1
Exons: 8
Coding region: 158-1807 (549 amino acids)
Cellular component (GO): synapse; dystrophin-associated glycoprotein complex; intracellular anatomical structure
Molecular function (GO): protein binding; structural molecule activity
Source: RefSeq, a predicted model, not a curated record